CCACCUCUUACACACAGCGUUAAAUCAAGAGAACAUCACCCACCGCCAACAUGGCCUCCAGUCCUGCUCAAUUGCAUCCGAUCGCUACAGAAGCCGACUUCAACACGACAAUCCAACAAAUUCCAGCAGAAUGCCUGACAGUCAUCUACUUCCAUGCUCCUUGGGCCGAGCCAUGCAAACAGAUGUCCACUAUCCUCACCACUCUCGCCAGUACAUACGAGCAUACUACUCCGCCACGAAUAGCCUUCCUGUCUCUGGAUGCGGAAGAAGUUGCGGAUGUAUCUGAGCGCUAUGAUGUCACACAAGUUCCUUUUGUUGUUCUUCAGAAGAAUGGUCAGGUUCUCGAGAGCGUGACAGGCACGGAUGCUGCGAAGGUUCGGAGUGCGGUGGAGCGGCACGCUGGUGAAGAUGGCAAGCCGGGCGCCUCCCUUCCGCCCAAGCAGAAUGUAACACCGCAGACACACAACGAUGCAACUAUGGGCGGGGUUUCAAGUGGCAAUAUGUCUCAAUACAAGCAUGGACCUGGCGAACAGCAAUCUGCGCCGCACUCCAGCGACGGACAGCUGAAUGGGGCACCAAGCAAAGAAGAGCUCAACAAGAGACUCGCUGAGCUGGUCAAGGCCGCUCCAGUGAUGCUGUUCAUGAAAGGCACACCGAGUGCCCCUCAAUGUGGCUUCUCCAGGCAGACUGUCGCGAUCCUUCGGGAGAAAGGGGUACGGUAUGGAUUCUUCAACAUUCUAGCCGAUGAUGAGGUGCGGCAAGGCCUGAAGGAGUUCUCCGACUGGCCGACGUUCCCACAAGUGUACAUGGAUGGCGAGCUUGUAGGCGGAUUGGACAUUCUCAAGGAGGAGUUUGAAAACAAUCCGGACUUCAUGAGUGAUUAUCAGGUCAAGAAGGCCGCGCAAGCAGCUUGAGCGGCAUUUUUUCAUCCAGCAGUUGAUACCAUUUUCAACAGAUCAUGUGAACGACCAAUCGUUGCACUAUCAUUGGUACAUGCAGUUUCGCGAGGUUGGCGCAAGAAUAUAGCGAGAGUAUGCUGUGCAGCCGUCGCUUCUAUACGUCCAGCGAUAUGAACACUCAUGAUGAAAUCGAGAUUGGGAAAGCAUCGCCACAUGCUUUCGUUCCAAGGUAAUGCGACUCCACACUGCUCUUGCGCAUAGUACUCAUCCCGUUGGAACCCGGCAAUGCAUCAAGACGAUUCAUUCAGCGAUUGCACGCGGUCGUUGUCAUAUACUUCAGGAAGGAUCGGCAGACGCUGCAAUGCAUGGUUGUGAGAUGCCUGUGUGCAAGGCAGAUACAGUAGGAAGUUGGCUGCAAAAGCAAUACUUGAAUGUAACCAGAGAGACUUUUCCGUAGGAUUUCAGGGAGACGACGAAUAUACAGAAACGGCACCCUGGCGCCAGGUUUGCGGUCUCUGUAUAUUUCGACAACCUGUGUCAUGCUAGAGCAACAAUUGUUCCACUCU
Pseudocercospora fijiensis CIRAD86 is the source of this 1465-nucleotide messenger RNA. RefSeq lists its product as uncharacterized. Bases 51 to 914 code for a protein of 287 amino acids. The transcript has 2 exons. Gene Ontology annotation, molecular function: 2 iron, 2 sulfur cluster binding. NCBI's taxonomy places the organism in Eukaryota, Fungi, Ascomycota, Dothideomycetes, Mycosphaerellales, Mycosphaerellaceae. The record is from RefSeq and is a predicted model, not a curated record.